Nelumbo nucifera (sacred lotus) is the source of this 1643-nucleotide messenger RNA. Its product is annotated as galactinol synthase 2-like. Gene Ontology annotation, molecular function: glycosyltransferase activity. NCBI's taxonomy places the organism in Eukaryota, Viridiplantae, Streptophyta, Magnoliopsida, Proteales, Nelumbonaceae. The record is from RefSeq and is a predicted model, not a curated record.
AGCAACCUAACCUCGCUUCAUUCUGAAGGCCCAGUCAUCAGUCAUCAAGGCUUCUAGCUUUUCACUACAGACCUCUGUCUCUCUUGUCUCUUCUACGACCCACUCAGCCACUCUACUGCCAAUUCAUCUCAUCGCAAACCUUCUUUGUUCUUUUCGAUCUUUUCUCUUCGAGGCAAGCCUCUGAUAGCUCCAACCCCUGUUCCUACUACGGUCCCUUUUUCAGUUUUUGACAGUUACUCCCUUCGAUUACUCUCCUCUGCUCUAACAAGAUCAGACCCAUCAUGGCUCCUAACCUCGUUAGCACUGCUGCGAAAACGGCUAGUUUGGUGAAACUGGCCAGUAUGCCCAGCAGAGCUUACGUUACGUUCUUAGCAGGCAACGGCGACUACAUCAAAGGCGUUGUCGGUCUGGCCAAGGGGCUAAGAAAGGUGAAGAGCGCUUACCCGCUUGUCGUCGCUGUCCUACCGGACGUUCCAGCAGAGCAUCGUCGGAUUCUUGAAUCCCAGGGAUGCAUCGUCAAAGAGAUAGAACUUGUGUACCCACCUGAGAAUCAGACCCAGUUCGCCAUGGCGUACUAUGUCAUCAACUAUUCCAAACUGAGAAUUUGGGAGUUCGUGGAAUAUAGCAAGAUGAUAUACUUGGAUGCUGAUAUUCAAGUGUACGACAACAUUGAUCAUCUAUUUGAUCUGCCGGGAGGGUACUUUUACGCGGUGAUGGACUGUUUCUGCGAGAAGACAUGGAGUCACACACCGCAGUACAAGAUCGGCUACUGCCAGCAGUGCCCGGACAAGGUGAAGUGGCCCGCUGAGAUGGGUCAACCCCCUUCCCUGUACUUCAACGCCGGGAUGUUCGUCUUUGAACCAAGCCUCUCUACCUGCGAUGAUCUCCUGAAAACCCUGAAGGUCACUCCCCCAACCCCGUUUGCAGAGCAGGACUUCUUGAAUAUGUUCUUCAGGGAUGUAUAUAAGCCCAUUCCUCUGAUCUACAACCUGGUCUUGGCGAUGCUGUGGCGUCACCCUGAGAACGUAGAGCUCGACAAAGUGAAGGUCGUUCACUAUUGUGCAGCGGGUUCGAAGCCAUGGAGGUACACAGGGAAGGAAGAGAACAUGCAGAGAGAGGACAUAAAGAUGCUUGUGAAGAAAUGGUGGGAUGUGUACAACGAUGAAUCUUUGGGUUACAAGAAACCGGCGGCCACGACGGAAGACCAGGUCGACCCGUCGGCUGUGGAUCACCUGCAACCAUUACUCGCGGCGUUGUCGGAGGCAGGAGUGGCUCACUGCGUCACCGCCCCUUCGGCAGCGUAGUUACCAAUUUACCAUUGGCUCCUUUAUUAUAAUCAGACAGAUAGCCACAAUGUGUGAAGGUGUAGGUGUGAAAAGAGCAAGAAUCAAAAAUAUGAUGUGUGAGUGAGACAGGUCCCCCUCGGUUUAUAUGUGUAUGGGGACAUGAUUGUCAUUAUGAUAAUUCUGUCUCCUCUCACCUUUUUUUUUUUUUUUUCUUUAAUUUUUUUGAGAAGUCAGAUUUAAAUCUCCAUGACUCCAUGGAGUAUGUCCAUGCUUUUGUCAAUUAAAUUAAUUAAUAUUAUUAUAAUGUAUCUAUCCAAAAAAGUUAAUGUUAUAAUGAAGAAUGGUUGUAUUUGUGUA